AUGUCUGUUUUCCCUAAAAUAUCUUUGAGACUUGAAGUUGAAAACUAUCUUAAAGCGGGCUUUAUGAAUAAGGAGAUUCUGUCUGCUUUAGGUAAACAAGAAGCAGAAAGGAGGUUUGAAACGCUGUUACAUAACUUGUCUCAUCCUCCAUCAUUCACCACGGUCAGAGUAAAUACACAUCUAGCCUCAGUACAGCAUGUGAAAAAUCUAUUAUUUGAUGAGCUUCAGAAGCAGUUUAAUGGAUUAAGUUUUCCUAUUCUUCAGCAUCCAGACCUUCAGGAUGUCUUACUUAUUCCUGUUAUUGGACCUAGGAAGAAUAUAAAACAACAACCUUGUGAAGUCAUUGUUGGAGCCCAGUGUGGCAAUGCUGUGUUACGAGGAGCCCAUGUCUUUGUCCCUGGAAUUGUAUCAGCCUCAAAAUUUAUGAAAGGUGGAGAUCAUGUUUCUGUAUACUCUGAUAUUAAAGGCAAAUGUAAGAAAGGAGCCAAAGAAUUUGACGGAACAAAAAUAUUUCUUGGAAACGGGAUUUCUGAACUAAGCCGCAAAGAGAUCUUCAGUGGGCUGCCUGAACUGAAAGGCGUAGGCGUAAGAAUGACAGAGCCAGUGUAUCUCAGCCCUUCAUUUGAUAAUGUACUGCCCAACUACUUAUUUUUACAGAAUUUGCCAUCUGCUGUAGUAAGUCAUGUUCUGGAUCCUCAGCCUGGAGAGAAGGUUCUAGAUUUGUGUGCAGCACCCGGAGGCAAAACGACACACAUUGCAGCACUGAUGUGCGAUCAGGGAGAAGUGAUAGCACUGGAUAAAAUAUCCAAAAAAGUAGAAAAAAUAAAGCAGAAUGCAUUAUUGUUAGGAUUAAAUUCCAUCCGGGCAUUUUGCUUUGAUGGAACAAAGGCCCUUAAACUUGAUAUGGUUAAGGACACAGACGGAGAACCUCCAUUCUUACCAGAAUCAUUUGACCGAAUUCUUCUCGAUGCUCCCUGCAGUGGAAUGGGACAGAGGCCAAACAUGGCAUGUACUUGGACGUUGAAAGAAGUGAUGUCCUACCAGCCGUUACAGCGAAAACUCUUCACUGUGGCGGUAGAGCUGCUCAAGCCAGGGGGUGUGCUGGUGUACAGCACGUGCACUGUCACCCUGGCAGAAAAUGAGGAACAGGUUGCCUGGGCCCUCGAGACGUUUCCCGCCCUUCAGCUUCAGCACCAGGACCCACAGGUGGGAGGAGAAGGGAUGCUGGGAGCUGGCCUGUCACCUGAACAGUUGAAACGGCUGCAGCGAUUCGAUCCCUCUGCAAUGUGGUCACUGGACCGUGACAUUGGUUCUCUGAGAGACGCCAGCAUAGAAGACCUGGUUUGGCUGGCAAAUAAAGAUUGUAUAGGUUUUUUCAUAGCAAAAUUUGUAAAAUGCAAAAGUGCACAGUAG
Budorcas taxicolor (takin) is the source of this 1413-nucleotide messenger RNA. RefSeq names its product NOP2/Sun RNA methyltransferase 6 (gene NSUN6). Lineage: Eukaryota; Metazoa; Chordata; Mammalia; Artiodactyla; Bovidae. Gene Ontology annotation, molecular function: RNA binding; methyltransferase activity. The record is from RefSeq and is a predicted model, not a curated record. The transcript has 11 exons. Gene Ontology annotation, biological process: RNA methylation. Bases 1 to 1413 code for a protein of 470 amino acids.